Messenger RNA from Brachypodium distachyon (stiff brome), 3736 nucleotides. Its product is annotated as serine/threonine-protein kinase EDR1. NCBI's taxonomy places the organism in Eukaryota, Viridiplantae, Streptophyta, Magnoliopsida, Poales, Poaceae. The record is from RefSeq and is a predicted model, not a curated record. The coding region runs from base 218 to 3223 and encodes 1001 amino acids. Gene Ontology annotation, biological process: protein phosphorylation. The transcript is spliced from 13 exons. Gene Ontology annotation, molecular function: protein kinase activity; ATP binding.
UCCCCGUCUCUCCUUCCUCUUCCUCCUCCGUCACGCGCGACACAACACGGAGGGAGGGAGACUUUGGCCUCACCCUCGCCGAUCACAUCCACGCGCCAACCAACUAACCCAGAUAAAAAAAAAGUCCGAGGGGAAGAAAACUCGAAGCCGAGAGCCGUAGAAGAGCAGUAGGGGGAGCGGCAGAGAGCUACGCGGAUCGCGGUCCUUGCUCGCGGAGAUGAAGAACCUGUUCAAGAGCAAGAUCAAGUGGCAGCACCGCUCCAACGACCCCGCCGCCGCCCCGCCGCAGCAGCAGGGCCAGCCGCCCACGUCCACCUCGCCGGCCAGCUCCCCGUCGGGUGCGGCACCGGCGCCGGCGCUGUCGUCCGCGGCCCCGGCCCCGACGGCCUCCUCCUCCGCCUCCCCGUCCCCUUCCGCGCCGACGGGCGGGGACGACUACAUGUACUCGGAGGAGGAGUUCCAGAUGCAGCUGGCCAUGGCGCUGUCCGCGUCCAACAGUGACUGCGCGGGGGACCGGGACGGGGACCAGAUCAGGAAGGCCAAGCUCAUCAGCCUCGGCGGGGGCCACCGCUUCCCCGCUGCCAGGGACGACGGACACACCGCGGAGUCGCUCUCCCGCCGGUACUGGGAUUACAACUUUCUUGAUUAUCAUGAGAAAGUUAUUGAUGGUUUCUACGACAUAUUUGGCCCCUCUAUGGAUUCCUCAAAGCAGGGGAAGAUGCCAUCACUAGAAGAUCUCCAAACAGGCAUAGGGGACCUGGGCUUUGAAGUUAUUGUAAUCAACCGUGCCAUUGAUACUGCCUUGCAGGAAAUGGAGCAAGUGGCUCAGUGCAUCCUGUUGGACUUCCCUGUUGCAAAUAUUGCCCUCCUAGUGCAGAGAAUAGCUGAUCUUGUUACAGAUAAUCUUGGGGGACCUGUGAAAGAUGCAAAUGCCAUGCUCGCGAGAUGGUUGGAGACCAGUACUGAGCUGAGAACCUCACUACACACUAGCUUGUUGCCUAUUGGCUGCAUUAAGAUAGGGCUGUCUCGUCAUCGUGCACUACUUUUCAAGAUUCUUGCUGAUAGUGUUGGCAUUCCAUGCAAACUUGUCAAAGGGAGCAAUUACACUGGUGAUGAUGAUGAUGCUGUUAACAUAAUAAAGGUGGACAAAGAAAGGGAGUUUUUGGUAGAUCUGAUGGCUGCUCCUGGUACUCUUAUUCCAGCAGAUGUCUUAAGUUGGAAGGGCAGUUCGUUAAAUCCUAACCGGAAACUUGGCCAUAAUCAGAUCGCUGAGUCAUCAAGUUCCAUUCAUCCUAAUCCAGGUUCUAGUGCUCCGUCACUUGAACAUAAAGGUGCCCAACUACCUUUGAUUAACAGUGACGAUUGGCUAUCAUCUAGUCAGUCUGGAUAUGAGAAAGAAGCAGCCAUAGCAUCUUCACAAACCUCUUCUGGUGGCACGUCAUCUGUUACUGCUGCAAAUUUAUUUGAUGAUAAUUGGACACUAGUUUCUCGUGAGCAAUCGGACGAGCCGUCAACUUCUGCUGGUACAUUGUCACAGCAGAAAGUUGUGCUAUCAGGUAGAGAACAUCCACAGAAUGGGAAUAUAAAAUUGACUCCAGGUCUCCAGGAAAAUGCAGAGUCCAAAAACCUUUUUGCGGAGCUUAAUCCUUUUGGGGGUAUUGAGUCGAAGAAAGCUUCAGUGCCACUCAAUGUGCCAGACAAUAGAAACAAUGACUUGCAGAGGCGUAGAGAAAAUGUAGUCCCUAGCACUGGAAGACCACAGCAGCGAUUGGUUAUGAAAAACUGGUCUCCUUACAAUGAUGUUUCCAACAACAAGCAGUACAAUUAUGUUCAGGACUCAUUUGCACGUAGAAAUGUUGGUGAUAAUGUUGUAUCAUCACCGCAGGUACCACGGUCAGCUGCAAACAAUAUCAAUCUUAAUGUUGGAAUGCGUAACGAUACACCAUAUGCGGCAUCAGCUCAUAAUUAUGACAGUAUUAUGGCUGGUUCCUCUGCUAUGAACAUGACUUCUACAGCUGGGAUUGGGAAGGUUCCUGAAAAGGUUCUGCGUGGUGGUCUGGACAAAGGUCCUAUGAAUUCCAGGCUGCAGGAUCAACCACCAUUUGAAAUACAUAAAUGGGGUAAUUCUACAGAACGAAGAAUUCCAACAAAUGCAAUUCAGAAUCAAGCAAAUGAACGCAAGGAUAACUAUGGUGGAAAGCAAGACAAUAAGAAGUUAGUUCCUGAUCCAAAGAAGUCUCCACUCGACAGAUUCAUGGACACGUCUAUGCCAUCAAGAAAUCCGGAAUCUAUUUCACCAUCUUCUGCUAGAUCACACAGGCUUGAUAGCAUGUUUGACGAUGUGUCUGAAUGUGAAAUUCUGUGGGAAGAUCUUGUGAUUGGUGAAAGGAUCGGCUUAGGUUCAUAUGGAGAGGUGUACCGUGCUGAUUGGAAUGGAACAGAAGUAGCUGUAAAGAAAUUCUUGGAUCAAGACUUCUAUGGGGAUGCUUUGGAUGAAUUCCGAAGUGAAGUGCGGAUUAUGCGUCGACUGCGUCAUCCAAAUAUUGUUCUCUUCAUGGGUGCUGUUACACGCCCUCCGAACCUAUCUAUUGUAUCUGAGUAUCUUCCAAGGGGAAGUUUAUAUAAGAUCCUUCACCGUCCUAGCUGCCAAAUUGAUGAGAAGCGGAGGAUUAAGAUGGCCAUUGACGUGGCCAAAGGCAUGAAUUGCCUGCACACUAGUGUACCAACAAUUGUUCACCGGGAUCUUAAAUCACCAAACUUGCUGGUUGACAAUAAUUGGACUGUAAAGGUUUGUGAUUUUGGACUUUCACGCUUGAAACACAGUACAUUUUUAUCAUCCAAAUCCACUGCUGGAACUCCUGAGUGGAUGGCUCCUGAGGUCUUGCGAAAUGAGCAAUCAAACGAAAAGUGUGACGUCUACAGCUUUGGCGUCAUCUUAUGGGAACUAGCAACACUUCGCAUGCCAUGGAGUGGGAUGAAUCCCAUGCAAGUCGUCGGAGCAGUUGGCUUCCAGGACCGGCGGCUGGAUAUACCGAAGGAGGUUGAUCCUCUAGUUGCAAGGAUCAUAUGGGAGUGCUGGCAGAAGGAUCCAAAUCUGCGGCCGUCGUUUGCUCAGCUAACAAGUGCUCUGAAGACGGUUCAAAGGCUGGUAACCCCCUCUCAUCCGGAGACGCAGGGCCCCCCUGUGCCCCAAGAAAUAUGGGUGAACUCCUCUACCCCAUGAGUGGGGUUUAAAGAGCGCUCCAUAACAGAUUUCGAUGAACCGUUUGUUGUGAUCGCCCCUGUUUGCGGUUUGUCCAAGUGUGCAGAUGUGGGCGCGUUGUGUGUAGAUGGAGCGCCCCAGAUCGCAGACGUCCCGCGGCAGAGUUUGUUGUAUAGAUAGGGGAGGUAGGUUCCCAUGGGACAACGGUCGGCACAAGUUAUUCCCGUUGUGCAUCCAGCCUGGGUCUGUCGCGAGGCCUCUUGGUAGAACCGAGAGUUCAAUGUUUACAGAUUCAGGGUAGUCCGAGCGUGUUAACGGUACUACUUGUGCUCCUCAUGCCUCAUGGUGAAUUGGUCUUGUUCUGUUGGAUUAUGAAGCGUCUGAUCUGAUUCUGAUUAUAUUACACUCCUACUGUGCUUACAAGUGGACUAAAUUGCGAUUUUAAGCCGGAUCUAGGCCAGUUGCCGUCUUGGAAGUUGGUUGUAGUCGUUUCUGUGACCGUGUAAAGAAAAGGAAAGAUACAUUUGUGCUGCA